UCCACGGACACGCGGGAGUGUUUCGCCGGCGCCGUGCCCGGCUGGAGCUCCGUGCGCUACCGGCGGUGUGCUGAGGACGCCACGCCUGCAGCUGGGAGGCGGGCCAGCGCCGGCCGACGCCACACGCAUCAUGCAGAUCCUGGCGGGGAUUGCUGGCCUGACGCGCUGGGCGGUUCUCCUCGCCUUCUUCGUCACCGUCUCAGGCGACCGGGGUCUAUCAGCGAGCGUGCGCGGCCCCCAGUACGUGCCCGCCGGAGGGGAGGCGCUCCUCACGUGCAUCGUCCACGGUCUGGGUGGCGGCACGGUGCUAUGGCGUCGCGCCGGCGCCGACGGCCGCCAUAGUCCGACCAGACUUCGGACGGCCGAGCUGCUGGCCGCCGGCCGCAGCCGAGUGACGGGGGACCCCCGUUUGCAGGUGCUGCACGGCGGCCUGCCUGAGGAAGGUGCUGCCGUUGGUAGCGACGUGUACGUACUGGUUCUCCGCAACGUUACCGUCCGGGACGAGGGUCUGUACGUCUGCGAGGUGAACAGCGAUCCGGUGGCGCGCUCUUUCCACCGGCUGCACGUGAUCUCCACCAGCCUCGCUCCUCCCCGCGUGGGGCCGGCGCCCCCCGCCAGCCCGCGCUCGGAGCACGCGUUUGGCCGCUGCUGCCACGCUCGGAAUGUCUCCUCCAGCUGUCUGCACCUCUGCACCCUGGAGGGUCUGGUGGCGGGCGGCGGUCCGGCUGAUGUGGACGCCUGCGAAGCCGACUUCGCCCGAAUUGUUGACUGCGCGGCAGACGGGAGAAACCACCUGCCGUGUUGUGAGGACCAGGGGGUGCCGGACAUGUGUACCCACAUAUGCCGAGGACAGCACUUCCUGCAGAAGGUCACCAUCAGAGACUACUUCAGCUGCCACGCCUUCGCCAACGACAUCAUCAACUGCAUCUCGCGAGGGAUCGAGACACUGCCGACGUCGCCGGACCGGCUGGAGGUCACAGCUCGCUCGCUGACUUCUUUGCGCGUCAGCUGGAUCAGCGGGCGUGGUGGCGUCAUCGCGCCGGCCGCUGAUUGGUUCGCCGUGCGCGUGACCCGUCUGCGCACCUUCGAUGGCGAACGUCUGGGGCUUCGGAAGGGAAAUGGCUCGCAGGUGGUGACGUCACAAGAGGUCGCGCUGACGUCACAAGAUGUCUCUCUGAUGUCACAGGAGGACGCGAGUGAUGACCUGACUCAGCUCUAUAACGUCAGUGGGUCCCGCCGCUCGCUGCUGGUGUCAGGACUGCGGCCUCUCACCAUGUACCAAGUCUCGGUGACCGCAUACAACGACCACGGGGGCAGCCUGCCCUCCGACCGGGUGCGGGCGGUCACUUGGCUGCCGGAGAGCCGUGCCGGGGUCGGGGCACCGCCGGCACUGCCAGAGGUCAAACAGUGCUGCCAGGAGGCCGGCGUCAGAGAGCCGAGGUGUCUGCAGAAGCUGUGUGACCCGGCCCGCACCGCCGACAUCGUCGUCACGGACAUGAUCGUGUGCUCCCCCUGGACGGGCGCCACCUUCUCCUGCCUGGCGAACGGCCGUGACCAGGGCGACUGCUGCCGCGCGCGCGGCCUACCCCCCGCCUGCAUGCCCCUGUGUACCGGUUCGGUGACCCAGCUCGACUACCGGCACUUCAAGUGUGUGCACUACAUGGAUAGCUUCGCCUCGUGCCUGAUGCAGGGGUACGGCGUGGUGCCGUCGGCCCCUCUCAGUCCCCUGGUGGCCCUCACCGACUCAGAGUUCGCUGUGCUACGCUGGGACCCGCCCAGCACUCUGGCAGACACAGUGACCAGCUACACGGUCCGCGUGCGGCCGGCGGGCGCCGACGACGCCGCCUACUCGUCCGCGACUGGAGCUCACCCACCGCACCUGCUGGACGGCCUGACGCCCGGCUCCUCGUACGAGUUCUACGUGCUGGCCAACAACGAGCACGGCCUCGGCGCCGAGAGCUCCCGAGUGCUGUUCCAGACCCUGCCGGCGGCGGUGCUGGCUGCCGAGGCGGAAGCGCAGGCGGGUCAGGUGGCUGACCUCAACGGCUGCUGCCGCCGCGCCGGGGUCAGCGGCACCUGCCUGACCCUCUGUGACCUCGGGGUCAACAUGACAACCGUCCGGCGUCUGACCGCCGUCUGUCUCUCCGAGCUGGACAAGCUGGUGCGCUGCGCCGCCGCCGGUCGGGACCACGUUGCCUGCUGCCACCGGCGCGGUGUUCCAGCCGCCUGUCUGGGGCCCUGCCGCGGACAGGCUGCGCCCGUCUCCGAGUGCGCUCCAUACCUCGGCAACACGGUCCAGUGCUUCGAAGAGGGCGCCGGCACUCUGCCGCCCCCUGUGAUUGGACUGCGCGCUAGUGACGUCACCGAUGACGCGGUCACGCUGGUCUGGGAGGCGGACGGAAACGGUGGCCAGUUCCAGGUUCGGUACGGCAGCAUUAAUGCCACCACUGGUCUUGGAGGUGACGUCACUAAACUGGACCAGGUGCAGACCGUCACCACCGGCGUGGCGCGCUUGACCAACCUGACCAAGGACCAGCUGUACGCCUUCAGCGUGGUGGCCGUGAACGAACACGGCAGCUCCCUGCCCGUGUCCGUGGUCACCCUUAACAUCGGCGGCGGCGAGGUCUCCGGUGAGGUGAAGGCUGCCAUCUCGCCGCCGCACAGUCUGAGCGCCUCUGACGUCACCGCCACCGAGAUGACCCUGACCUGGGUGCCCCCGGCCAUCGCGCCUCCUGACAGCAGAAUACGCUACCGGGUGUCGUUCCGUGGAGAAAACGCCACAGAACCUGAGAACAUCACUACAGUGAGCGUCAGCCAUCGCCUGCUGGAGCUGGUGCCCAACACUGCCUACAGUGUGGUCGUGACAGCCGUGGAUGCGGCGGGCGAGAGCGAGCCAUCGGAGACGCUGGAGGCCUGGACCUUGCCCGUCUACCCCGCCUACGUCGAGCUGCCGACCAUCCACCCGCAGGACAUGGUGACGGAGGGAGGGUCGAUGACGGUCCUCUGCAUCGCCAUGGGCUCGCCUGAGCCCACGGUGGCGCUCUACAUCAACGGCGUGCUGCUAAACCAGAACCGCACCCGUCACCUGGUGACGUCGUUGACCAACGUCACACGGCAGAUGAGCCACGUGACCUGCUAUGCGGAUAACGGCUACGGCACACCCAUCCAGACCACGCGCUACAUUAUUAUAAGCCGUCCACCCAUCGUGACGGCCGAGAGGCCAGACUACAACAGGUCGCUGGGCAGCUCUGUGACUCUGCGUUGCCGCGUGGACGCCAGUCCGGAGCCGACGCUCGUCUUCCGACGGGACUCCUUCGUCCGCAGCGUUAUCGUCAACGGGGGGAACUACAGCAUCAGCCAACGGCGGGAGGCCCAGGAGGGCCACUACACCAUGGAACUGCUGAUCCACCGGCUAACCGUCAGCGACUUCGGCGGCUAUUCUUGUCACGCCGAAAACGUGCUGGGGAAGGACGCCCAGACGCUGACGAUCAGCCAGCGGCAGGUUCCGCUGCGUCUAUAUGACCUGGGCGUGGCAGAGUGUUGCCGGCGGCUGAACGUCAGCCAGCCGUGUCAGCGCGCUUGCGCAUUUGACGUCGACCUGGACGCCGUUCUGGGUCUGCCCGGCUGCAUGCAGGAGCUCGGGAAGCUGAUGACAUGCGCGGCAGACGGGUCAGACCACAGAGACUGCUGCUCGUCACGGUCGGUGCCGGACCGCUGUCUGGACUGGUGCCGGGGACGACCGGUCCCUGACGACACCAGCUGCACCCUCGGCUACGUCAGCGAUGUCGUCGAGUGCUUCGAGCAGGGCAAAGCGGUGCUGCCAGGGCCGCCCUAUAACGUUCGUGUGGAGGCCAUCAACAGCUCCGACGUCAGAGUCCUGUGGAACCCACCCGUCAAGAACACGGACAAAGUCGAGUUGUACAGGCUGACCUGGCGCUUGCAAGGCCAGCCCACCUCCGGUCACGUGGACACGAGGAGCACCUGGUACCGGCUGAGUGGCCUGCAGCCGGGCAGCUUGUACCACGUGACGGUGAAGGCGGCCAACCACUACGGCAGCAGUCUGCAGUCCCGAAUGCUGAACUUCACCGCCGGCCUGGACGAAGUGUCGGCGCCUAGCCCCGGAGGGUCGGAGCUGGGCUCGGGCACGGUGCUGGCCGUGGCGCUGGUGUUGCUGCUGCUGGUGCUGGUGGCGCUGGUGUUGGCCGGCGUCUGGAUGGUGCGCCGGCAGCGGCAGAACGCCAGCUCCGUCGACAGACUGAGCUUCGCCAACCCGAGCUACCAGCGGGAGAGCAGGCCAGUGGCGGAGAACAACGGCACGGAUCACCUCGAAAUAACCACGAGCACCACGACAAAUGGCGUCAUCGGCAACGCCCACGACGGCGUCCGCGACACUUCUACCUCAGACGGCUGGCGCCAGGCGGCGCUGCAGGCACCCGCUGCCAUCAGCCUAGAUCAGCUGCGGCACGGAAUCGGUGCAAGGUCGCGGGAGAAUGGCUUCCAACGGUUCGAAAACGAGCAAUGAGCAUCUCGCUAUCUGAUAAAGUGAACGGUGAUCAGUGAAUCAGUGACCAGUGAUCUGUAUGGAACAGCGAACACUGAUAAGUCUCGAAAAGUCAACGGCGAGCGGUCUGGGAGUGUGAACAGUGAUCAGUGUGGGAAAGGGAAUGAUCAACGGGAUGGCGAAGUGAGAAGUGACAGCUGAUCAGCUGGUGGCCGUGUGAAAUGAGUGGUGGUCAUCCCCGCUAGGUGAACAGCUAUGGUCACAUGGCGCCUGCCAUUGUUGAUUCGCUUAUUCAGCCAUUUAAAACAAAAUGCACACUUGACUAUUCUGAGGCUAAGUAAAAUCGAUAAGGGUUACUGCAGUCGCAUCGUUGAUAUUAUGAAGAUUUGCCAUUAGCGCAAAUUUUGUGGCACUGGCGAAAACAGGUAUGUUCGUUCGCUGCUUUCGUUGGCUGCGGGCACUAUCCUUAUGGCCUCAUUCCAGGGUUGGGGUGUUGAACUGCGAAUGCGUCUGUUUGACAGGACGAAUGCAUCAGCUGGCGGAGUUGAUGCAGCGUUUGUACCGGCCGCCGGGGCUAGCGUUUGUAAGGUCCAUUGCUUACAGUGCAAUGCCCUUGCGUACGUUCCUAUUGCUUAGUAUAUAGCAUACAACUAUGAUGGCAGCAGUGUCUGAAAAUACCACCAGAUGUUAUGCUUGCAGACCACUGUCGACCUUGUUAGGCGUGCUAUGAGGAAGUAGCGGCUUGAGCUCCUUUUUUCUCGGUAUUAAGAGUUCAGGGCUUUAUGCUGACAGUCGAAUACUGUUAAUAUGCCAGGAGGCACUCAGCAAACGACGUUAUCAAGUGAACGCUGGCUAUGUUGUGGGGACAUACAGUGAUCGGACCUGACACUAUAACCAUUGUUUGAGCGACAACUUUGUUUGAAACCCACGUCACAGUAUGUUCGAGGUCGACAACUGUCUGCAUAAGAAUGUGGAGGUCAUAGCACUUUCCUGGGUCUUAUGAGCAGCUACCUGACUGCUCGCGUCAGAUGAGGAUGCAUUUGAUCACAAGAUGCUUCAGGGUGAGUGUUAAUUCAGACUCUCCCGCUGUGAGCGCUUCUUUCCGCGUUAUCAGCGGAUUUAUGACGUCAAUACGUGUGCGUCCAAAUACCAUUUUUACAUGGACUGGUGUCGGUAAUGACAGCGGAUGUACGCCGUGAAUACACGAAAGCUGCAAUGAGAGUGACUUCGGACGGUGCACACCAGCAGCCGUCUCGCGUCCCGCCGUCAGUCCUGCCACGUUCUGGCAUGUCCUGUCACGUCCUGUCACUGUCUUGUCACGUUCUGUCAUGUCCUGCCACGUUCUGUCAUGUCCUGUCACGUCCUGUUACUGUCUUGUCACGU
Messenger RNA from Pollicipes pollicipes, 5884 nucleotides. Its product is annotated as Ig-like and fibronectin type-III domain-containing protein 1. NCBI's taxonomy places the organism in Eukaryota, Metazoa, Arthropoda, Thecostraca, Pollicipedomorpha, Pollicipedidae. The record is from RefSeq and is a predicted model, not a curated record. The transcript has 30 exons. Gene Ontology annotation, molecular function: protein binding. Bases 131 to 4522 code for a protein of 1463 amino acids.